CCAGUUGGCAAUGCUGCUUCAGACCUCGACGAAAGAGGCACAAAUGGUAUGAACAACUCAAACCUCAAAGUGAAAACCCGAAGACCUUUGAAUCGUUGAAUUGGCCUCGAAUCCAUUGAGUGACCGGUGGUUUGGGUGAGGUCUUGGGCAUCAGCCCCGUUUGAUCGACGUGACACCCGCGUUCAGGGUCUAGGUGGCAAGAUGGGCGUGGAAGAAGAGGUGAUGAGUCUGCGGAAGCAAUUGGAGAAAUGCACGCCUUCGGCCGACAAUGCGGAUCCGGAUCAGAGCGGCGUGCUGGAUCUGCUCCAAUCCUUGAGUCAGCUCAAGAUGAAUCUCAACAUCCUGUCGACCACCCGAAUCGGCAUGACGGUCAAUGCACUAAGAAAAUCCAGCAAGGAUGAGGAGGUCAUCACCUUAGCCAAAUCGCUUAUCAAGACCUGGAAGAAGUUUGUACCCGAAACCAAUGCUGCGGGUGACAAGGCAAAGGAAAAAAAGAAAGACGACGUCAAACGGAAGGACGACAAACAUGGUAGCCAAGAUGGGAAUGGUAGUAGAACCGACGAGGCUUUGGUCCGUUCAUUCCCCUCCAAACCUCAAGCCACAGCCGACGAGGUCCGGCUAAGGUGUCGGGAUAUGCUGAGUAAGGCACUAAGAGGGGAGGCCGACACCGAAUUGCCUGAUGGUAUGGGUCAAACAGUCGAAGACAUCGCCGAGCUCAUCGAGGAUGCUCUCUUCAAAAAGUUCAAGGACACCGGCAUGAGGUACAAGAACCAGAUUCGAUCUCGAGUGUUCAACCUGAAGGAUAAAAAGAAUCCCGCUUUGAGAGAGAAUGUGCUCACCGGAGUGAUCCCACCAGACACGUUUUCCACGAUGUCCGCUGAAGAUAUGGCCAGUGACGAAGUCAAAAAUCAGAGGAAAGCUUUCGUGAAAGCGGGUAUAGAUGCAGCCCAGUUGGCCAAAGUGGAAGGAACCAAAACCGACUUGCUCCAAUGUGGAAAAUGUCACAAGAAAAAUUGCACCUACAACCAAAUUCAAACCCGAUCUGCUGACGAGCCUAUGACCACUUUUGUCUUAUGCAACGCUUGCGGAAAUCGUUGGAAGUUCUGCUAAAAUGAACCACUUGGGUAUGACUCGAUGUCCCGUGGACCAAACUACAAAUCAGAAAACUUGAAAGCUUGCGCUAGUUUAAGUGCGCCGUGAAUACAUGAGAUAAGUGAGCGAGGUGAAAUAAACGAUUCAGCGUUUG
Molecule: messenger RNA, 1246 nt
Organism: Tigriopus californicus
Lineage: Eukaryota; Metazoa; Arthropoda; Copepoda; Harpacticoida; Harpacticidae
Gene: TfIIS
Product: transcription elongation factor A protein 1-like
Exons: 5
Coding region: 202-1110 (302 amino acids)
Biological process (GO): transcription elongation by RNA polymerase II; DNA-templated transcription
Cellular component (GO): nucleus
Molecular function (GO): nucleic acid binding; zinc ion binding
Source: RefSeq, a predicted model, not a curated record